This is a messenger RNA of Magnolia sinica, 643 nucleotides long. Its product is annotated as protein AE7-like 1. The transcript is spliced from 5 exons. The record is from RefSeq and is a predicted model, not a curated record. Bases 10 to 486 code for a protein of 158 amino acids. Gene Ontology annotation, biological process: iron-sulfur cluster assembly. Lineage: Eukaryota; Viridiplantae; Streptophyta; Magnoliopsida; Magnoliales; Magnoliaceae.
GAGAGAGAGAUGACGCUUGGGCUGGUAAAUGCGAACCCGUGUGUUCAGGCGAAGAAGGAGAGGAUUGCUAGAACCGAAGACCCACCUCACUCUGUUUCUGAUGAAGAUGCCGUUGAUCCUCUCGACAUCUAUGAUUUCGUAAGAGAUAUCAGAGAUCCCGAGCAUCCUUAUUCACUGGAACAGCUCAGUGUUCUAUCUGAGGAAUCAAUCACCGUUGAUGAGAAGCUCCGCCGAAUAUUGAUUACCUUCACUCCAACCAUCCAGCAUUGUAGCAUGGCAACAGUUAUUGGACUGUGUCUGCGAGUUAAGCUGAUGCGCUGUUUCCCUCCGCAUUUCAAGGUUGACAUCUAUGUUUCUCCGGGAUCUCAUGCAAAUGAAGAAUCAGUUAACAAGCAGUUGAAUGAUAAGGAACGGGUUGCUGCCGCCUUGGAGAAUCCCAAUCUUCGUCAACUAGUGGAUGAGUGCCUCUACUCUAAUGAACUUUAAGCCGAGUUGGUUCGAGCUGGUUUCUGAAGAAUUACAUGUAUGAUAAAUGCUUGGUUAUUUGAUAAGAAGACUUGAUCUGAAUGUAUAUGUAUCCUGUUGUGUGCAUGUUGAACGGACCUUGUUUUGUGUCUGCAUCUAUGAAAUGGAGUUCUGGUGA